CGUCAAGUCAAUUUUAUUUUAAAAACGUGCGUGCAAGGUCAGGCGCGUCCUCGUUGAAAAAGACCGUGAAUUUGUGGUGAUAUUGAUAGCACAGUUAUCGCGUGACGGUCGAGAGGUCGUAUCGUGUGAGCUCUUGUGCGAAUGAAAUCAACAGUAACACUAGAGAAAGUAGUGAAUAAAUUAGACAAUCCUGCUCUACCUUUAACCACCAGGAUGCCAAAUAUCAAAGUUUUCAGCGGUAGCUCGCACCCAGACCUCGCGCAAAAAAUUGUUGAUCGCCUCGGCAUCGACUUGGGCAAAGUGGUGACAAAAAAAUUUAGCAACAUGGAAACAUGUGUUGAAAUCGGCGAGUCCGUACGUGGGGAAGAUGUUUAUAUUGUGCAGAGCGGCAGUGGUGAGAUCAAUGACAAUUUGAUGGAGCUCCUAAUCAUGAUUAAUGCUUGCAAAAUUGCGUCGGCGUCUCGGGUUACAGCUGUUAUUCCUUGCUUCCCGUAUGCCCGACAAGACAAAAAGGAUAAGAGUCGAGCCCCAAUCACUGCGAAGCUUGUCGCCAAUAUAUUAUCAGUCUCUGGUGCAGAUCAUAUCAUCACUAUGGAUCUUCAUGCUUCACAAAUUCAAGGAUUCUUUGACAUUCCUGUGGAUAACCUCUUUGCUGAGCCGGCUGUAUUGAAAUGGAUUAAAGAGAACAUUCCUGACUGGAAAACUAGCAUAGUUGUAUCUCCUGAUGCUGGUGGUGCCAAGAGAGUUACUUCUAUUGCUGAUAGACUCAAUGUGGAGUUUGCUUUGAUUCACAAAGAAAGGAAAAAGGCUAAUGAAGUCGCAUCUAUGGUUUUGGUGGGUGAUGUAAAGGACCGCACUGCCAUUUUAGUAGAUGAUAUGGCUGAUACUUGCGGCACAAUCUGCCAUGCUGCCGAAAAGCUUAUAGAAGCUGGUGCUAUAAAAGUCUAUGCUAUAUUAACUCAUGGUAUUUUCUCUGGACCGGCAAUAUCAAGGAUCAACAAUGCGUGUUUGGAGGCUGUGGUUGUUACAAACACAAUACCUCAAGAAAGGCACAUGCAGGAAUGUCCUAAAAUUCAGUGCAUUGAUGUGUCUAUGAUGUUAGCUGAAGCUGUAAGGCGUACCCACAAUGGCGAGUCAGUCUCGUACCUAUUCUCUAAUGUUCCAUAUUAGUUUUACGUAUUUUAAGGUUAGGUCUUGUAGGUUCUUGCAACAUUUUGAAAAUUCUUAUCAAAACUAAAUUUUUUUAUUUUUAUUAACAUUUAAAAGAGUUAAUGAGAUUUACGUUAACUGGUGAUAUUUUGUUGGAAGCCUAGAGAGUUGAUAUUGAAUGUUUUAGUUUAGAUUUAGUUUUAAAUUUGUUGAAUAGUGGCCUAAAGCUAUUCUGACUGGUAAAAUCUCAUAUAUUGGCAAUUAUACCCUUUGAUCAUGAGACAGUCAUAUUUGACUGAGCAACUGUUGUUUUUUUAUUAUUAUUCAUAUCUAAAGGGUCAUUGGUUAAUUCGAUAAGUUCAGUAACUCUUUAAGAUAUUGAGUUACUUAAACAACAUGUAGUACAUUCAUAGUCAUCAAUAAAGUACCAAUCAGGAAAAUGCAUUUACUCUGGCAGUAUAUUUUAUAAUUUUUUCCAUUAUUCAUUGUAACAGUUGCUGUAAUGGAUUUUUAAGAAUGAAUUUUAGUUGAUAAUCAUAAAAGACAAGAUAUCUUAAAUGCCAUACUUUUGUUUGUUUCAUCACUUGAGAAAAGAUUGUAGGUCAAUUUUAAUCUUCAAUACUGAUGUACCUAAUUGUUUUAUUUUACUCCAUCUAUUAUUGGGAAUGCUGAUUCUCUGGAUCAAAAAGUAAAGUACUUAUGUAUUUUUGUCUUGUAAUUAAGUUUUUUUUUUUUCACUAGUGAUGAAAGAAGCUCUUUUAAUAUUUUUUUUGGCAUAACAUAGUUUAAUUUUUAUAGUUUUAGAGUCAAUUGAUGACAUUUAUUUUUUGUAUCAUGAAUAGAUGUAGGUAUAUUGCAUAUGUUGUGGCCUUUAUAUUUCCCCACAGGGAAGUAAAUUUCAAAAUUGUAUAUUAUGCUUAAAUUCUUCAAUAUUAAACUUUGAUAAAUUUAUCCAAUGUAUAAAUUCGCAAUCGUGUUAUUUUUAUUGGCAAUCGACGUCUUAUAAGAUCAAAAUUAUUUCCUUAAUUGAUGAACUAACUAUAUAUGUAUAUUUGGUCUGUAUACCUACUUUUAAGCAUUAAUAAAAAAUUCUUCAUAUUCACA
Molecule: messenger RNA, 2253 nt
Organism: Amyelois transitella
Lineage: Eukaryota; Metazoa; Arthropoda; Insecta; Lepidoptera; Pyralidae
Gene: Prps
Product: ribose-phosphate pyrophosphokinase 2
Exons: 2
Coding region: 142-1170 (342 amino acids)
Biological process (GO): ribonucleoside monophosphate biosynthetic process; 5-phosphoribose 1-diphosphate biosynthetic process; purine nucleotide biosynthetic process
Cellular component (GO): cytoplasm; ribose phosphate diphosphokinase complex
Molecular function (GO): magnesium ion binding; ribose phosphate diphosphokinase activity
Source: RefSeq, a predicted model, not a curated record